This is a messenger RNA of Polypterus senegalus (gray bichir), 4613 nucleotides long. RefSeq names its product solute carrier family 5 member 9 (gene slc5a9). Gene Ontology annotation, molecular function: D-glucose:sodium symporter activity. The transcript has 14 exons. The record is from RefSeq and is a predicted model, not a curated record. Gene Ontology annotation, cellular component: plasma membrane. Gene Ontology annotation, biological process: transmembrane transport. Bases 304 to 2283 code for a protein of 659 amino acids. NCBI's taxonomy places the organism in Eukaryota, Metazoa, Chordata, Cladistia, Polypteriformes, Polypteridae.
ACAUUUGCAAAACGUUUUAAAAUCCUGUUUUGAGGGGGAAAAUUAAUUGAAAAGAUUUUGGCCCAAGGCUGCAGAAUAAGAGAGCGAAGGCUUUCUGUGCAAACCCGGGUGGGCUCCGCGGAGUCUGCGCCGCGCUGUGUGAGGGUUAGGACGGGAGAGCGCGAUGGAGGUCUGCUGCCCUCUGGUGGACGGGCCUUCGACGUCAUUGGCCAUUUCAAGCCACUGCCUCUGAAAUGAGUGUGGGCCGCCAUUCUGUGGGGCCUGAAGCUGCCGUGCUGCAGUGGAGCGACUGGGCCGGAGCUCAUGGAUUAUAUAGUGCCUUUCAGAGCCCAGCUUGGCACCUACCAGUCCUUGUGGAAAGUGCUUGAUGUGUCCUUUGUGUAUUGGGGUAUCAGUGGGCACGAGUCUUCCAUAAGAGCAAACCGAGGCACCGUAGGGGGAUAUUUCCUUGCUGGACGAUCCAUGACCUGGUGGCCGAUUGGCGCCUCUCUGAUGUCUAGUAAUGUUGGCAGUGGGCUGUUCAUUGGACUGGCGGGCACUGGGGCAGCAGGGGGCAUUGCUGUGGGGGGAUUUGAGUGGAACGCAGCCUGGGUGCUCAUUGCCCUCGGGUGGAUUUUUGUGCCAGUCUACAUCGCAGCUGGUGUGGUCACCAUGCCAGAGUACCUGCGGAAGAGAUUUGGGGGCCAGCGCAUUCGAAUCUACAUGUCGGUGCUCUCCCUGGUUCUGUACAUCUUUACUAAGAUAUCGACAGACAUCUUCUCUGGAGCUCUCUUCAUCCAGGUGUCUCUCGGCUGGGACCUUUAUGUCUCCACGGUGCUCCUUUUGGUGGUGACGGCCAUCUAUACCAUCGCAGGGGGCUUGGCAGCCGUGAUUUACACAGACGCCCUUCAAACGGUCAUCAUGGUGGCGGGGGCCUUUGUCCUAAUGUUUCUAGGCUUCGAGAAGGUGGGCUGGUAUGAGGGACUGCAGGAGAAAUACAGCCACGCCUCACCCACCCUGACUGUGGCCAACACCUCCUGCCACCUGCCCCGAGCUGACGCCUUCCACAUGUUCAGAGACCCUGUCACGGGUGACCUGCCCUGGCCAGGGCUCAUCUUUGGACUUACUGUGCUGGCCACCUGGUGCUGGUGCACUGAUCAGGUCAUCGUUCAGCGCUCGCUGUCUGCCAAGAAUCUUUCCCAUGCCAAAGGGGGCUCCGUGUUAGGUGGAUACCUGAAGACGAUGCCCAUGUUUUUCAUUGUAAUGCCUGGCAUGAUCAGCAGAGCUCUUUUUCCAGAUGACGUGGCCUGUGUGGAGCCGGCAGCCUGUGAGGUCGUCUGUGGCGCCAGGGUGGGCUGUUCCAACAUUGCCUACCCCAAACUCGUCGUGGAGCUCAUGCCCACCGGCCUCCGUGGCUUGAUGAUCGCAGUGAUGAUGGCGGCACUGAUGAGCUCCCUCACAUCCAUCUUCAACAGCAGCAGCACCCUCUUCACCAUGGACAUCUGGCAGCGGAUUCGCAGAAAUGCCACUGAGCGCGAGCUCAUGGUGGUCGGCAGGGUGUUCAUCGUGUUGCUGGUGGUGGUCAGCAUUUUGUGGAUCCCCAUCAUUCAGACCUCCAACAGCGGGCAGCUCUUCGACUACAUCCAGGCCAUCACGAGCUACCUGGCGCCACCCAUCGCGGCUCUCUUCCUCAUGGCCGUCUUUUGGAAGCGGGUCAACGAGCAGGGGGCCUUCUGGGGCCUGAUGGUGGGCUUGCUGAUUGGGACCAUCAGGAUGGUGAUGGAGUUCGCCUACGGGGUCCCAGCCUGUGGCGAGGAGGACAGGAGGCCGGCGCUGCUCAAGGAUGUCCAUUACCUCUACUUUGCGCUCAUCCUGCUGUUUCUGACCGCCUUGGUCAUCACCGUGGUCAGCCUUUGUACCCCUGCCAUCGAGGAGCAGCACUUGGUCCGGCUGACUUGGUGGACGAGGCACAGCCAACUCCCACGGGUGCAGCUGGAAGACCCCUGGACUCUGCCCGUAUCUUCAAGCUCUGGACCUGAGAAGUCGGCCAACCCAGAAGAUAAAGAUGGGGGGCAGCCACAGCCAGAGCAGGAGGUGAAAGCCAUGUCACUCGGGAAGAAGCUGCUGUUCUGGUUCUGCGGCUUGUCCACGACAGCUCGUCCCACACUGACCCCCGAGGAGAAGGAAGCUUUGGACAAAAAGCUGACCAGCAUUGAAGAAGUGCCCCUCUGGAGGAACGUGUGCAACAUAAACGCCCUCGUCCUGCUGGCCGUCAACGUCUUCCUGUGGGGCUUCUUCGCCUGAGGAUUUUGGGGGGUGCGCCUUCGACCAGCCGUUCUAUUUAUUUCUUUGUAGGCCAACGCGUUUGCAUCUCCGGUAAAUGUGAGUGCAGAGUGGCUCCUCUCUUAUAGCCUUGUUGUGUGUGUAUAUAGCGCCUUUGAUGAGGUGCCCUGCUGGUAUCGUGCAGCGGGCACCUGCUCAGAAGAAAGCAGCUAUCAACUCUCUCUUCUCAGCCAUUAAGAAGAUAGUGUGGCUUUAUAUAGCGCCUUUCAAUGCGAGUGCUGAAUUGCAGGUUUCAUCCUCACCUCCGUUCCCCUCAUCAGCUCAGCUUUCAUCCACCCAUUCGUCUUCCAGGCCCAGGCAAAGGUUGGGCAGAGCCUUGCCAAUGGUGCUGUGACUGGCACCAGUUAGCCACAAGCCCUUACUGGGAUGAUUUAGUGCUAUCCAGUAGCCAAUCAAAGCCAUCUUUGGAAAGGCGGGCACGGGAAGAACACCGAAGAUCCACAGAGUGGUCCACCAUGGCGGCUGGCACAAGUCGCCUGCUAAGAUAUUCCAGCGUAAAGCCACCGCUCGUUGAUUCAAACUCCUGAGCGUCUUUCAUUCCGAGCACAGCCGUACAAACCAAUUCACGUGACGGCGACAUGAAGUGACUGUCACUGCUGUUAAAUAUAGCGCCUUGCAUACACCGCACGGUCACGCAGUACUGUGCUAGCUAACGUAAUGGACGCUAUCUAAGAAACAAAUCAGCCAACAUUUUAGUUUAAUCCUGCUUGUCACCCUGCAUUCAGUAUGGUGUCUUUCAUAACACGCACUGUCACCUUAGAAAGAGAACAACUUUAAAGUGCAAGAAUCGAAUAUUGGAGCGUGAGCCCCCCAUGAUCGUCCUCUAUUAAAAUAACUUGAUUUUAUUAGACUGACUUUCGUAGUCAUAAUGUGCCCUGCAACCUCACAGGACACUGCGCUACAGGUAAUAUUUGUCAAAAUGUCGCAGCAACAAUUCGGUUUGGCGCAUUUAAUAUAGUGCCUUGCAUUUAAAUCACAUUAGAGACUGAGAAAACCGCGGCGGGAAACGAUUCAAACGGAAUCGAGCGGCUCGGUGACGUCACUGCUCACGAAGCGCGCAGAUGGAGGAGCUCAAAAUCCCAAGAAUCAACGCGGCAAUUACAGGGCGGCCUAGCUGGAAACAGCUAAAUCCAUGCUGCCGCGUUGAUUCAUGGGACUUUGCGUUCUUCCAUCUGCGCGCAAGCUGAGCAGUGACUUUGCCACUCCGCCCAUUUCCUGACGAUUUGUAUAGAAACGGUGGCUUUGUUUCAAAGCUCCCACGUGAAAACGUACUAUCCGCCAUUAAAAGGGAGACGAUCGCGCCUGAUCCCCUGUGAGGCACCGAAGAAAACCUGCCGAGAUCCUGGUCAUCCUGUAUUGAAUUUAAAUAUAGUGCCUUUCACAACGUGCUCUGUCACAUUACAGUGGAACGUGCUACCCAACAGGUAACAUCAGUUCAGUAUUAGGGUCAUUUGUGCGAUUUAUGAUGGGGUGGUGAGAUAAAAUGCUUUACAACCAAAUUAACAUUAAAGACGCAACUGAGCAAUCUGUCAAGAGGUGUUAGGCUGAUCCUGCUGAUCAUCAUGUAUUCAAUAUAGCGCCUUUCACACGAUGCACUGCCACAUUAGAAUGCAAAUAGCUUUAAGAUUUGGGAAUCCAGCCAACAGAAAAAAACUGCCAAGGUCCUGAAGCGAAUGCCCACCUGUCAUUCUAUAUUGAAUUACCUUGAUUUAAUAUAGCGCCUUUCACAGUAUGCCCUGUCACCAGCUGCUUCACAAAACGAUUCAUUUCACAUUGCGGCGUGCUGCCCAACAUGUAAGAUCGGUCAAAAUCGGCUGUGUUCUGCAUCAUGUAUUCAAUAUAGUGCCUUUCAUACCAUGCCCUCUCAUUACAUUGAAAUCCAAAAAAACCUUACAACAGAGAAAUCACCUAUGAUAUUGUAGCUACUUAUCGUCCUAUAUUCAAAUGCCCGUAAGUUUAAUAUAGUGCCUUUCGUUAUGUGACAACUGAUAUGGAAAUGUGUUCAAUAUAGUGCCCUGUAGAACUGGCACUGACACAAAGUGCUUUACAACCAAAUUCACAAACAAGUAUAGAGAGACAAUAAAACAAACCAUCAAGAGAUGCCAGCCUGAUCCUGUUGUUCAUCGUGUAUUCAAGCAUAUUUCAUAUAGUGCCUUUCAGAAAUGCCAUCUUAAUCCAAAUAACAGUAAAGAACAAGGAGCUGUCUAUCAAGUCACAGCAGCCAAGCUCUACCACCUGCCAUCAUGCAUUCAUUUACAUUCAGUACAUUCACCUGCCAUAGUCCUGCCUGU